AUGGGAAGAAAAAAACUAAAAAUCCAAAGAUUGGAAGACCUGAAAGCAAGACAAGCAAAAUAUUCAAAGCGUAAAACAGGAAUUCUGAAGAAAGCUAAAGAACUUAAUAUAUUGUGUGAAGUUAAUGUUGCCCUUCUAUUUUCUUCGCCAUCUGGUAGACCAACUCUUUAUGUUGGUAAAAAUUCCAAUGGGUUAAGUAGUAUUCUUAAGAGACUGUCGAAUUUGUCAUUUGAGGAGCGCGAGGAAAGGAGGGCCUAUACAAUAGAGAUGUUGAAGAAAAUUUAUGAAAAUUCGGAGUCAGAGUUUGAUCCAUUAAGCUUGUCCCAUGACACAAAUGCUGAUACCCUUAAGUUAUACAAAGAUGAGCUGCAAGAGCUAAAGGAUAAACUUGUGGAAAAGAGCAAGAUACUAAGAGACUGGAGAAACCCAAAUAAUGUUGAGGACCUAAACCAAAUAAAGAUGAUGGAGGAUCAUCUCAUUGCAUCUCUUAAUGGACUUAGAAGCAGGAAGAAUCAAUUAGCAAUGGAGCAGCAAAUCAGAGAAAGAGAAUCAGAGGUUCGGCUUUCAAUAAGCACGAAAUUAUUUAUGCAUUUUCAACUAUAAGUAAAAUACCUAAUACAUGGGGUUUUUUUUGUUGUUGUUGUUGUCUAGGGGAAUGAGAACCUAGAAACUUAAACUAUGACUUCUUUCCAAAACUUGUG
Molecule: messenger RNA, 701 nt
Organism: Gossypium raimondii (Peruvian cotton)
Lineage: Eukaryota; Viridiplantae; Streptophyta; Magnoliopsida; Malvales; Malvaceae
Product: agamous-like MADS-box protein AGL65
Exons: 7
Coding region: 1-603 (200 amino acids)
Biological process (GO): positive regulation of transcription by RNA polymerase II
Molecular function (GO): DNA-binding transcription factor activity, RNA polymerase II-specific; protein dimerization activity; RNA polymerase II cis-regulatory region sequence-specific DNA binding
Source: RefSeq, a predicted model, not a curated record